This is a messenger RNA of Myiozetetes cayanensis, 2130 nucleotides long. Its product is annotated as calmodulin-binding transcription activator 2-like. The record is from RefSeq and is a predicted model, not a curated record. Gene Ontology annotation, biological process: regulation of transcription by RNA polymerase II. Gene Ontology annotation, cellular component: nucleus. Lineage: Eukaryota; Metazoa; Chordata; Aves; Passeriformes; Tyrannidae. Gene Ontology annotation, molecular function: transcription coregulator activity; double-stranded DNA binding.
GCGGGCGGGGAAGAUGGCGGCGGGCGGCGGGGGCGGGGGAGGCGGCGGCGGCCGCGGCCCUGAGGGGGCAGGUCCCAACCCUUCCUGCGCCCCCCGAGGGGAGCCCUGAGGGCCCCGCGUGCCCCCCGAGAUGAGCGGCAAGGACCCCCCCGAGGUGUCUGAGAGGAGCCACCUGAAGGUUUUCCUGCCCCGCAAGCUCGUGGAGUGUUUGCCCAAAUGCCCCGUCCUGCCCAAGGAGCAGCUGCGCUGGAACACCAACGAGGAAAUCGCCUCGUACCUCAUCACCUUCGAGAAACACGACGAGUGGCUCUCGUGCUCCCCCAAAACCAGGCCGCAGAACGGCUCGGUGAUCCUGUACAACCGGAAGAAGGUGAAGUACCGCAAGGACGGCUACUGCUGGAAGAAGCGCAAGGAUGGCAAGACCACGCGUGAGGACCACAUGAAGCUGAAGGUGCAGGGGGUGGAGUGCCUCUACGGCUGCUACGUCCACUCCUCCAUCGUGCCCACCUUCCACCGCCGCUGCUACUGGUUGCUACAGAACCCUGAUAUCGUGCUGGUUCACUACCUGAACGUGCCAGCCAUGGAGGAGUGCGGUCGCCCCUGCGCCCCCCGGCUCUGCAGCCCCUCCCUGUGCGCCGGGACCCCCCCCCCGAUCUGCGCCGGCGCCGCCGCCGCCGACCCCCGAGAGUGGCUCAAGUGGUCCCAGGAGGAGCUGGUGGCCCAGCUGCGCCCCAUGUUCCACGGGGUGAAGUGGGGCUGUGGCAAUGGGGGGGGGCCACCCGGGCUGUCCCUGGAGCAGCUGGUUCAGCACGUCCUGAGCGGCACCAGAGCCGGCCACCCCCGCACCCACGCCUGCCUCUGCGCUGGGGCUGGGUGAGACCCCCAACCGCCCCUGGGCACCCCCGGCCACAAGUGCGGCAGCACCAAGCACCGCAUCAUCUCCCCCAAGGUGGAGCGUGGGGGCGACGGCCCCAAACCCUCCCCCUCCUCCCCGGACACCACCCAACCCUCCCCAGAGCUGGGAGGACCCCCGAGGGUCCCCCCUUUUCCCACCCACGUCGGGAGGGGGCUGCCCAUGCUGGUGGUGAGCGGCCUCGGGGGGGCGGCGGCGCCGGGGGGGCCGGAGCAGCCGCUGGGUUUGACCCCCAGCCAGCACCUGGUGACCCCCGAGGGCACCUGCCCCGCCCUGCCCGCCCCGCCCGCCGCCUUCGACCCCGACUGCUUCCUCAACAGCCCCCGCCGCGGGCAGACCUCACGGCUGCGAGGCCGAGGCACCCCGGGCGCGCCCCCUGCCCCUACAACUUGGGGGGCUAAGGAGGAUGAUGAUGAUGAAGAGGAGGAGGAGGAGGAAGAGGAGGAAGAGGAAUCAAAGCGUGGGGCGGCCCCCCAGGACCCCCUUGCGAGCCCACCCCGCCCCAGCACCCUUUCCCCCUGCCCUCGCGAGCUGCUGGUGGUGGCGGGGGAGGGACCACGACGUUGGGGUGCCUCUAAACCCCCGCGGGGUCCUCCCCGCCCCUGUUCCCACCCCCCACUUCUUAAACCCCCCCAGGGUGGGGUGAAGGUGCUGAUCACGGGGCCCUGGGGGGACCCCGGCGGUUCCUACUCCUGCCUCUUCGACCGCACCUCGGUCCCGGCCGCGCUGGUCCAGCCGGGCGUCCUGCGCUGCUACUGCCCCCCCCACGAGGCCGGCGUGGCCGCCCUGCGCGUGGCGUGUCCCCCCCGGCUGCUCUCGGCCGCCGCCCCCUUCGAGUACCGGGCACGGGGGGCUCUGCGGGGCCCCCCCGGGGCACAGCUGGACUGGCUGGCGCUGGAUGAGGCCCAGUUCCGUCUGUCCAUCCUGGAGCGCCUGGAGCAGCUGGAGACGCUGCCUGGGGCCCUGCCCCCCCCCAUUCCUCCUCCACCACCCUCCCCAGCGCCCUCCACCACCCCUCCCUCUCAGGGGCCGUGCUCGUCGUUCGAGGCGCGGGUGGUGUCGGUCUGUGAGGCGCUGAUGGCGCGGCCGGGCUGGCCGGGGGCGUCCCCGGGGCCGUCGGCGCUGGCCCACGGGGCCACCUUCCGAGGGAUGACCCUGCUGCACCUGGCGGCCGCCCAGGGCUACGCCCGCCUGGUGGAGGCGCUGCGGAGAUGGAG